Messenger RNA from Solenopsis invicta (red fire ant), 3004 nucleotides. RefSeq lists its product as uncharacterized. NCBI's taxonomy places the organism in Eukaryota, Metazoa, Arthropoda, Insecta, Hymenoptera, Formicidae. Gene Ontology annotation, molecular function: serine-type carboxypeptidase activity. Gene Ontology annotation, biological process: proteolysis. The record is from RefSeq and is a predicted model, not a curated record.
GCGUUCAUAUAGGAUAUGUUACAUGCAUUACAUAAAAAGAUAGGGGAAAAGGACUACACGCGGAAGGCGCGGAAUAAUCGCUACUGUAAUUUUUUACAAGGAUUCACUGCAAGAGAGAAGACAAUGCGGGGUUUACUUGCUUACACUUUCGUCGUGUUGUGCUUUGUUUCCGGCAGUAUUGGGAAAAAGGGCUUUGGUCCUGGGGAACAAGAAUGGAAUUUCGUUAAAGUGCGCGACAGGUCUUUUAUGUUCUGGUGGCUCUAUUACACUACGGCAAACGUUAAUUCAUACUACGAUAGACCUUUGCUCAUCUGGUUGCAAGGUGGACCAGGCGAAUCUUCGACGAGUUAUGGAAAUUUCGAGGAACUGGGGCCCCUUGAUGUGAAUCUGACCCCGAGAAAUUAUACUUGGGUCAAGGACUAUAAUGUUCUCUUCAUCGAUAGUCCUGUUGGUACCGGUUUCAGUUACGCUCACAUCGAGGCUCGAUUCACGAAAGCAAACGAGCAGAUCGCGAAGGAUCUUGUAGAAUGUAUGCGAGGCUUCUAUAAGGAAUUACCGCAAUUCGAGAAUGUCCCGGCGUACAUCACGACCGAAACGUAUGGCGGAAAAAUGGGCGCAGAGUUCGCGUUACUCUGGGAUAAAGCUCAGAAAAAUGGCACUAUCAAGAGUAAUCUAAAGGGAAUUGCACUCGGAGAUGCUUGGAUCUCUCCUAUUGACUCCGUUUUGACAUGGGCACCAUAUCUACUCAACGCGGGUGUUGUGGACACAGAAGGUUUUAAAAGAAUUGAUGCUGCAGCACAAAAAGCAAAAAAAAUGGCCGACGGUGGCGCCUGGACUGCGGCAUAUGAAGAGUAUAUUAAAACGCAAAAUGUCAUUCUCCAGGAGACUUACGAUAUUAAUUUUUACAAUAUUCUUACAAAGGUGAAAUGGGUUGAACCAAUCUCACAAAGACAUUCGGGUUUAUCAACGUGGGAUACGUUCUUAUCUAGAAGCACCGUGCAUCCAAAUUUUAAUCAGAAUGACUCUACCUCACUCAAAGAUUUAAUGAAUGGCGCGGUAAGAGAAACGCUUAAUAUCACAACUAGAUAUAUGCACGGCGAGCAAUCCAGCAAAGUUUUCUACUACUUAAAGGGAGAUUUUAUGAAGCCCGUUACUCAUAUAGUGGAAAGACUACUUAAUGAGACCACGUUGAACGUAUUUGUGUACAAUGGACAAUUUGAUUUAAUUGUCAAUACACUGGGCACCGUUCUGUGGAUUGACAAACUGAAAUGGGAAAAUGCCGACAGAUGGAAAAAUUCACAAACGCGUCCGAUUACCAUCGCUAAUGUUAUUCAAGGCUACUCUAAAGUUCAAGAUAAUUUCGGGAUGUAUUGGGUCCACAGAGCUGGACAUAUGGUACCGAGGGACCAUCCGGCAGUCCAGAAAAGAAUAUUGCAGGAUUUGACAAGCAACGCAUAUUAUGAAGAAAAGCGAAACCUGAUGCUUUUGAGCAAGGUGGAGUGUCUCAUGAGUCAAAUCUUCGGAAAUUUUCUAUACAACUGCUUUUUACAAGGUGUUACUGCAAGAGAGAAGACAAUGCGGGGCUUACUUGCUUACACUUUCGCCGUGUUGUGCUUUGUUUCCGGCAGUAUUGGAAAAAAGGGAUUUGGCGCUGGCGAACAAGAAUGGAAUUACGUUCAAGUGCGCCCCCAAGCGUACAUGUUCUGGUGGCUUUACUAUACUACGGCAAACGUGGAUUCGUAUUAUGAUAGACCUUUAAUCAUCUGGUUGCAAGGUGGACCAGGCGGAUCUUCGACGAGUUAUGGAAAUUUCGAGGAAAUAGGACCUGUCGAUGUGAAUCUGAAUCCGAGGAAUUAUACUUGGGUCAAGAACUAUAAUGUUCUCUUCAUCGAUAACCCUGUUGGUACCGGCUUCAGUUAUGUUCAAACCGAGAUAGCAUUUACGAAGACAAACGAACAGAUAGCGAGGGAUCUUGUAGAAUGUAUGCGAGGCUUCUACAAGGAAUUACCGGAAUUCGAGGAUGUCCCGACGUACAUCACGACCGAAUCGUACGGCGGAAAAAUGGGCGCAGAGUUCGCGUUACUUUGGGAUCAAGCUCAAAAAAGUGGCACCAUCAAGAGCAAUCUAAAGGGAGUCGCACUUGGGGACUCCUGGAUAUCGCCUAUCGAUUCCGUAUUGACAUGGGCACCAUUUUUACUCGGCUGGGGAUUGAUUGACACAAAAGGUUUCGAAGCAAUUGACGCUGCAGCACAAAUAACGAGAAGGAAGGUUGAGUUUGGCAGCUGGGUUGCAGCGACUCAAGCGUGGUCUAAUACGGAAGGGGUCGUUAUCGAGCAGACUUACAAUAUUGAUUUUUAUAAUAUUCUUACGAAGCUGAGUCCAUCCUUCCAACGCAAUCUAUACCAUUCGUCGACACAAGAUCCAUGGUUCUCAUCUAGAGGCACCAUGUAUCCAUAUCUCGAUCAAUCUGAGGCUUUCUCACUCGAUAAUUUAAUGAACGGCCCGGUAAGGGAAGCGCUUGGUAUCGAAGUCACUCACGGUGCUCAAUCCAACGAUGUUUUCUACUACUUACGCGGAGAUUUUAUGAAACCCGUUAUACACAUAGUGGAAAGAUUACUUAACGAAACCGAGUUGAACGUAUUUGUGUACAAUGGACAAUUGGAUUUAAUUGUCGAUACACCGGGCACCCAACUCUGGGUCGACAAAUUGAAAUGGAAAAAUGCUGAUAAAUGGAAAAACUCAAUUAAGUAUCCGAUCCUCAUCAAAGACAUCGUCGAAGGCUAUUUGAAGGUUCAAGAUAACUUCAGGAUGUAUUGGGUCAAUAGAGCCGGACAUAUGGUACCGAAGGAUCAUCCAGCAGUUCAGGACAUAAUACUACAGGAUUUGACAAGCAACGCAAACAAGUGAAGAAAAUUAUACUUUAUAUAAAUAUUUUGAUAUUAACACAAUUUAAAUUGAGAAAGUGCUAAUAUAAUACAUGAUCACAGCAAUGUGGACAAUAAUA